CUUUGUCUCUUUUCUCUUUCUCUUUUUCUUACAAAACAAAACAAAAAUAUUUAUAUUUUUUUUUUAUUAUUAUUACUCUACAAAUAUGUUUCCUUCAAUAGAAUCUAUAUCACCUGGUUAUACUAUUCUUGACAUUAGAACUGCGGAUAGAUCUACAACCAAGUUAUUUAACACUACCACUGGACCUAGCAAUGCAAGUAAUAUACGUAUGGCACCUCCCUCUCCUCCUGCUUCUACACAUCCUUCUUUAGAAGAUGCAUUCAAUAGUGCUGAUCUGGUAGACACCAUUUUGAAUUCUUUGGACCAACCUCCCACUCAAAAAUCCAUUCCUACCUUUGUACUCUAUGAUACCUUGGGAUUACAAUUGUUUGAUCAAAUUACUCAUUUGGAUGAAUAUUAUUUGACCAAUGCUGAAAGAGCUAUAUUACAACAACAUGCUGAUCAACUUGCUGAUAGAGUGAAAAAUGGUUCUAUUAUCAUUGAAUUAGGUGCUGGUUCACUACGAAAAACAGAAUUGAUUCUAAAGGCUAUGGAAAUGAAAAAGAAACGCGUUACUUAUUAUGCAUUGGAUUUGGAUCAACAUGAAUUGGAAAAAUCUUUGUCUUCCUUGGGAAAUCAAUUCAAUUAUGUUCAAUUGUAUGGUCUUUUGGGUACUUAUGAACAAGGUAUUCCCUGGCUUAGUCAGCAAUAUACAAGUCGCAGCACACCAAAAGUAGUUCUCUGGCUUGGAAGUUCUAUUGGGAAUCAAUCACGACAAGAAUCUGCUAUUUUUUUACGACGUUUGCAAAGAACAUGUUUACAACCAGGUGAUCUUUGUGUGAUAGGAUUUGAUCGUCGAAAUGAUCCAUCCGUGAUUGCCAAAGCCUAUGAUGAUCCUCAAGGGAUAACGCGUCAAUUUAUUAUGAAUGGAUUGGACCAUGUCAAUGUGAUUCUUGGACAAGCACUGUUUAACAAGGAUGAUUUUGAUUAUGACUCACGCUAUCAAUCUCUUCAUGGACGACAUGUGGCGCAUUAUCGAGCAAAAAAGGAUUUGACGUUGACUUUUUCAAAGAAAAAUGGGCAACGUGUUGUUCAAGUUAUCAAGGACGAAUUGAUUCAUGUCGAACAUUCUUACAAAUACAAUCUGGCGGAAAUCUCUCAUAUCCUUAAUGCUGCGGAAUUGGAUUUGGUGGAACAAUGGAUGGAUCCCAAGGAAUUAUAUCGUCUGGUUUUAGCCGAAUGCCGACCCUUCCAUUUUGAACGUGAUAAUCAAGGCACGGUAGCAACGCUCUUCCCCUAUGAUUCUCAACAAACGGAUGAUGAACGACUGAACUGCGCAACGUGUGAUACUGGUGCUUCCAAACAACAAGUCCAACAAGCUCAAGAUGAUCAACAACCUAAUUUACCUGGUACUUUGGUCAACAUUACUGGAACAAACCGUUGGCCUCAAGCUGUACCUUCUUUGCACGAAUGGGAACAAUUAUGGACUUGUUGGGAUGUGGUGACUCGUACGAUGAUAGACCAUAAAACCAUGCUGUUUGAACGUCCCAUUGCCUUGCGUCAUCCCUUUCUUUUUUACCUUGGUCAUAUUCCUGCAUUUUUGGAUAUCAUGCUCUCUCGACAUCAAGCUGAUCAAGAAAUAGCUGACAUGGAAGGUACAUCCACAGCAUUGACUGAACCUAGUUCUUUUGCCGAUAUUUUUGAACGAGGUAUUGAUCCUGAUAUAGACGAUCCAACUCAAUGUAAUCCUCAUUCUCAAGUUCCCUCCAACAAUCAAGAUUGGCCUUCCGUAGAAUCUAUCUUGGAAUAUCAACAACGUGUUCGACUUCGACUUCGGCGACUAUUAUUGCAUUGGGAGACUGAAGGUUAUAAUCAUACAGAUGAUCCUCUGGCUUGGAUGAUUCCUUCUCGACAACGUGCAGCUCGUGUGGUAUGGAUGUGUUUUGAACAUGAAGCCAUGCAUGUGGAAACUCUUUUAUAUAUGUUGGUACAAAGUCCUAAUAUUCAUCCUCCUACAGUGGCUCCUCCAGCAUGGUGGUAUUCCCAACAACAACAACAACAACAACAACAGCAAGAACAGCUUUCGAUUUUAUCCUCAGCACCAUUGAUUUCUAUCAAGGACAAUACUACUGUACAACUUGGACAUGAUGAUGAUGAAUCCAUGGAUGGAAAGAAAGUAACAUCAGUAGAAUUUGGAUGGGACAAUGAACAUCCAAAACGAACAGUACCAUCCAAUUCUUUUGAAAUUCAAUCACGACCUGUGACGAAUGGUGAAUAUUGGCAAUUUUGGAAAGAAAAUGGUGAACCCUCUUUAUGGCCAGCCUCAUGGAUAAAGAAGGAUGAUGAUGAUCAGUUACCUCAGAUCAAGACCAGUUUUGGAAUGUGUGACAUGCAUGAUGCCGUGAAUUGGCCUGUACAGGUAUCUUGUGUACAAGCCGAAGCCUAUGCCAAUGCGAACAAGAUGCGAUUACCCUCUGAAGAAGAAUGGAUCUUGUUUCGACAACACAUGGACAAGACCCCCAUCAAGGAAUAUGACGAUGAUCAAACAUUGGGCCGUGAUGUAGCGAAUAUUGGCUUUCAAGCAUGGACGCCCUUAGCUUUGAACAAUCAACAAGUACAUGUCAUUGGCGAUGUAUGGGAAUGGACAAGUACUGUGUGGGACUCAUAUCAAGGCUAUACACCUAGUGAAUUGUAUCCUGGUUAUUCGGCUGACUUUUUGGAUGGGAAGCAUCAUGUGGUACUUGGUGCAAGUUGGGCAACACAUCCUAGAAUGGCUGAACGGAUUUCAUUCAAGAAUUGGUAUCAGGCUGCCUAUCCUUAUGUUUUUUGUGGGUUUAGACUUUGUCGUUCCUUGUAGUUCUAUUCUCUC
Messenger RNA from Halteromyces radiatus, 2848 nucleotides. RefSeq lists its product as uncharacterized. The record is from RefSeq and is a predicted model, not a curated record. Lineage: Eukaryota; Fungi; Mucoromycota; Mucoromycetes; Mucorales; Cunninghamellaceae. Bases 86 to 2836 code for a protein of 916 amino acids. The transcript has 2 exons.